Messenger RNA from Hyaena hyaena (striped hyena), 1306 nucleotides. RefSeq names its product regulator of G protein signaling 2 (gene RGS2). The record is from RefSeq and is a predicted model, not a curated record. NCBI's taxonomy places the organism in Eukaryota, Metazoa, Chordata, Mammalia, Carnivora, Hyaenidae. The transcript has 5 exons. The coding region runs from base 41 to 676 and encodes 211 amino acids.
CCCGGCCGCACACGACUGCGUCCCCAGCCGCAGGGAGAGAAUGCAAAGUGCCAUGUUCCUGGCUGUCCAGCACGACUGCGGAUCCAUGGACAAGAGCGCAGGCAACAGCCCCAAGAGCGAGGAGAAGAGGGGGAAAAUGAAGCGGACCCUAUUAAAAGAUUGGAAAACCCGUUUGAGCUACUUCUUGCAAAAUUCAUCCUCUCCUGGGAAGCCCAAAAAUGGCAAGAAAAGCAAACAGCAAACCUUCAUCAAGCCUUCCCCAGAGGAAGCACAACUGUGGUCAGAAGCGUUUGAUGAGCUGCUAGCCAAUAAAUAUGGUCUUGCUGCAUUCAGGGCUUUUUUAAAAUCUGAAUUUUGUGAAGAAAAUAUUGAAUUCUGGCUGGCCUGUGAAGACUUCAAAAAAACCAAGUCACCCCAAAAGCUGUCCUCAAAAGCAAGGAAAAUAUAUACUGAUUUCAUAGAAAAAGAAGCCCCAAAAGAGAUAAACAUAGACUUUCAAACCAAAAGUCUGAUUGCCCAAAAUAUACAAGAGGCUACAAGUGGCUGCUUUACAACUGCCCAGAAAAGGGUCUACAGCUUGAUGGAGAACAACUCUUAUCCUCGUUUCUUGGAGUCAGAAUUCUACCAGGACUUGUGUAAAAAGCCACAGAUCACCACAGAGCCCCAUGCUACAUGAGCUGGAGAAGGGAGCCCAAAAGUGGAGGACGUUUCAUUUUUUUCCUAAGGGGAAAGGCUGACCUGCCCAAAUGACUGACCUUGAAUUUAGCCUGGGUGUUCAGGAAACAUCACUCAGAACUAUUGAUUCAGAGUUAGAUAGUGAAUCAGGAAGCUGGUAACUGUCUAGGAGAAGCUUGUAUUGGUUCAGCUUCCAUAGCCGUGUCAAGAAUGCAGGGAGAAAGUGGUCCAAAUGUGGUGUGUCUCACACUGGAAAUGGAGGAACGUGAGACUAAAAGUUCUCAUAAAAGGGAUGAUGUGAUACUGUUGGUCCAGGAGCAUUUAAAAUCAAUAGGUCUGGGAUUAUGUGGCCUUAGCUAGCUGGCUGUAUAUCUUUCCCUAACUCAGUCCAUGUUACCACAUAGUGGUUUUAGUUUUAGUUAUUUAGCAGUAAGUAAUAUUAAAAUGUUUACUGUGUGUAAGGGUGUUGAAGUUCUUACGACUACAGAUCAUCAGUACUGUUAUCUCCUGUAACACUAAAACUGAAAUGGUCUAUGUUUGAAUUGUUAAAUGGUGUGUGUUAAUAGAACGAGUGUUGUUGUGUAGAAAACUCCAUUGUCCAUUAUGAGUGCCAAAAAUUGUCCUGAAGGCA